AAUAUGCGGUAUGCCUUUAAGACUGCCUCGCAUGUGUGUGAUGUCAUGUCCUGUAAUAGCCAUGGUUAGAGAGCUCACUGGAAAUGAGAGGACAACUGGAUGUUUACGUUUUUGCAGAGGUUUUUUUUCCCCUGUACACUAAACGAAAAGUCUAAUGGCACAGCAAUUCAGCAUGCAUCUAUUUGAGAACGUUUCACCUUACACCUACAGCAAGAUCAACUGAAGGUUGCCUGACGUGGUGGGGGUGUGGCUGUGAAGACAUGGAUAAUUGGGUUGAUCGCAAACAGAAUCAAUUGCUGCUAUCUUCGGACGCAGAGAGCACCUUUUGCUUCAACAGCUUCUACUUUGACAACAAAGCUUUGGAUUCUACUUGACUACACGACUGGGAUUCACUCCUGAAAAGGUACACAUUGUUUGCAUGGUAUUGCAUUGAAGCCAAUGAGUUCAAAGAGGUUGGCCAGACAGAUCUACACAAAGGAAUGGAAGUGGGCGUGGCGAGAGGUGUUGAAUGUGCGAGCACUGGUGCGUGCCCAGCUGGAUGCAGGAGAUGCAGCAAACAGGGCAGAGGAGUCUGCGUGAGAUGCACCAAGCAGGGAAGAGCAGGCUGCGUGAGAUGCAGCAAGGACAGGCCAGGCUCUGCAAGAAGCAGAGCAACAACAUAAUGGACCUCAACACAUGCCAGAGAUACAACCAGUGGAGAUUGAAGAACAGCCUGAGUUCAUGGCAAAGCCAACAAGUCCGGUCAGCAGCUCGGAGCAGGACAGCAGCAGUCCCUCAACCCAUGUCAGUCCAGCACCCAGCCGUCGGACAUUGGAAGAGUCGUACAUUGAGGAACAAACAUCAUCCGACCCAGUUGAGGAACUUCAGGAAUGACCCAUGGCGAAGAGGAGGGGGCUUCAGGCAUGGCUGCCAUAAUAAGGCAUAAGUACUUCAUACACACUUGUUGAUGUUCACACAGGAAAAGUAUAUUGGGUAUAAAACUAAAAUGAAUUUCAUCUCAAUUCUACCUGUAGUCCUGGAGGAACGAAAGAGGCUCCUAUUGAGGACGACGGAUGACACAAAAAGAACCAUGGAAGAGCACAUGGGGCGAAUGACUAGGAGAAUGGAGGCUAUGGAGAGGAGGAUGGAGGCUAUGGAAAGGAGGAUGGAGGGUAUGGAGAGGAAGUCAGAGACAUUGGAGGCUGCUGUGGUCUCGAACCCGCCUCAGCCUCCUCUGCAGGAAGAUGUGCUGUUGGGCCUAUGCAGCACAGUGGAGGAGCUGGAGGAGCUAGACAGGAGUCUGGCUCAACCAGAAAGAAGGAACCAAAUGAAACGUUUCCUUGAAAGCCUGGGAGGGGCGAAUCCGGGGACAGCCAUUCGUCACAUUCUACGCCAGGUGGCUACCAACAAUGUCCUGGCGCAGUACAGCCUGAGGGGGAGGAGAGCAAAAAAGCCUUUCCAGAACUUAACCCUUUGCAAAAUUAUAACGGAGGCCUGCAUGCAGAACUUCCCUGGCAAGAAGGUAGCUGAUAUUGAGGAGUGCAUUGGGCAUUCACUGAAGUUUGCACCACACAGACGGUCAGCUGGUCCUCAAGAUUGAAGACGUACACCAACUUCUAUGCACAUGCACCCGUUUUUGGCAUUUCUAAAAUUUUUCUUAUUUUUUGCCUUUAUUGUAUUUUAUUAAGAAAUAGUUUUCAUAAUUGUCUAUAGUUGUCAGAUGUUUUAUAAUGUAUAAUAAUGUUGUACUGUGUUGCUGAUGUCCUUACCAAUGUUGUAUUCUUGAUAUUUUUUUCUAUUAAAC
Neoarius graeffei (lesser salmon catfish) is the source of this 1783-nucleotide messenger RNA. RefSeq lists its product as uncharacterized. The transcript has 8 exons. Lineage: Eukaryota; Metazoa; Chordata; Actinopteri; Siluriformes; Ariidae. The record is from RefSeq and is a predicted model, not a curated record. The coding region runs from base 947 to 1579 and encodes 210 amino acids.